CUUUUUUCAUAUUGCGCGAUCGAGAAAAUCGCCGACUUCCGGAUUCCGUGGACUCCGCAGCGCCGAUGGGACGGGUCACUCGAUCCAAAGCUCAACUCGAAACAAAAGGAUGCGGUCGUCGCCAUCACGACGCCAAUUUCGGUCACGCUGUCUCCGAUCCUGCUGGUUGGGCCCUUUGGCACCGGGAAGACGUACACGCUGGCGCAGGCCAUCAAAAAGCUGCUGCUGCAGCCGGAGUCGAAUUCGGCCGCCGAUUUGUAUAUCAAGGACUACCUGCACCCGUGGGUCGAGGAGGGUGGUGGGGAGGAGGCCAAACCAUUGCGCGUUUACUAUUACAAGCGCUGGGUCGCCACCGUCAACAGCAUCGUCCAGAAGUACUGUCUGAUCGACCUGAACAUCAACGUGCGCAUCUUUCGGCGGCCAACCGUCGAAAACAUUCUCAAGUAUCGCAUCGUGGUGGUAUCGCUGAACAUUUCGAUGGAGCUGGCCUGGUCGAUCUGCCCAAGGGACACUUUACACACAUCUUCCUGGACUAAGCGGCCCAGGCCAUGGAGUGCGAGGCGAUCAUGUCGUUGGUGCUGGCGACGCAGAAGAUACGCAUCGUGCUGGCCAGUGACCACAUGUAAAUGUCCCGGAGGCGAAAGAAUCCGCCAGCAGAUUCGUCCCCAGACAGCACAGCACCUGACGGCCAGCGGCCGACCGUUGAUUCCACCGCCGAUGAGGAGUCCGGUCCAGCAGCAGCAGCAACAGUGACAACAACAGCAGCUGUCUGCGCCGCAAAUGCCUUGUCUCCAGCAGCCGAAGCCAGCCCUUCCGAACUACGGCCCAUUCCCAGCCCCAACAUCCACGCCAUCAGCAACACCAGAACCACAUUCGCCCGGUGAUGGGCGGCGGCGGUGGCGGAGGCGGUCCCAUCAGCCCAAGUUCGUAUCGUUCGGACUGUCUAUCGACUUGAUGGCAUCGAUUACGGCCUUGCCGCUUCGCAAAUGCAAAUGCCCCCUCAGCAGCA
Messenger RNA from Culex pipiens pallens (northern house mosquito), 1009 nucleotides. RefSeq names its product probable helicase with zinc finger domain. Gene Ontology annotation, biological process: regulatory ncRNA-mediated post-transcriptional gene silencing. The record is from RefSeq and is a predicted model, not a curated record. The transcript is spliced from 3 exons. The annotation marks the transcript as partial. Lineage: Eukaryota; Metazoa; Arthropoda; Insecta; Diptera; Culicidae. Gene Ontology annotation, cellular component: cytosol; P granule. Gene Ontology annotation, molecular function: DNA binding; hydrolase activity; ATP binding.